Messenger RNA from Hydractinia symbiolongicarpus, 1351 nucleotides. Its product is annotated as 26S proteasome non-ATPase regulatory subunit 4-like. Bases 138 to 1289 code for a protein of 383 amino acids. The record is from RefSeq and is a predicted model, not a curated record. The transcript is spliced from 10 exons. Gene Ontology annotation, cellular component: proteasome regulatory particle, base subcomplex; cytosol; nucleus. Gene Ontology annotation, biological process: proteasome-mediated ubiquitin-dependent protein catabolic process. Lineage: Eukaryota; Metazoa; Cnidaria; Hydrozoa; Anthoathecata; Hydractiniidae. Gene Ontology annotation, molecular function: polyubiquitin modification-dependent protein binding.
UCGCAUUUCUUUGACAAUUAUUCGAGGUAAGUGUGUAGUAAGUCCAAACUAACGGAACCGACUUAAAGCAGACUUGCUGAUUCACAGUCAAUAACAAGAGAAACCAAAAGCUGCAGUUGAAAAAAACCCUAAUAAGAAUGGUGCUUGAAUCUACUGUUGUAUGCGUUGACAAUAGUGAAUGGACAAGGAAUGGUGAUUUUCUCCCAACCCGUAUACAAGCUCAACAAGAUGCUGUGAGCAUUAUAUGUCAUGCAAAGACUCGACAAAAUCCAGAAAAUAAUGUUGCACUGAUGACAUCUGCUGGUCUAGAAGUCCUGGUUACGCUUACAACAGAUGUGGGUAGAAUUUUAUCAAAACUUCACCAUAUACAACCUAGCGGUGAAGCUAAGUUUUCAACUGGAAUUAGAAUAGCUCAUCUUGCAUUGAAACAUAGACAAGGAAAGAAUCACCGCAUGAGAAUCGUCACUUUCGUUGGAAGUCCAAUUGAUGCUUCGGACAAAGACUUAGUCAAGUUGGCAAAAAAAUUAAAGAAAGAAAAAGUAAAUGUUGAUGUGGUUGCACUUGGAGAAGAUACGAGUACAUCAGAAAAAUUGACACAGUUUAUUGAAACUUUGAAUGGUAAAGAAGGCACUGGGAGUCAUUUGGUUGUUGUACCACCUGGGAAUUUAACAGAUGCUCUACGUACAUCCGCCAUCGUUCAAGGCGAGGGUGGAUACACCCCGGCAUCUGAUUUUGGAGGUGGUUUUGAUGUUGAUCCUAACCUGGACCCAGAACUUGCUUUGGCACUCCGUGUUUCCAUGGAAGAACAAAGACAGCGCCAAGAAGAAGAAACUAAAAAAGAAUCUAUAGACACAGCAAUGGAGACUGGUACAGAAGAUGCGGUGCCUGCUGCAACCAAUGAAGAUAACUUACUUAUGAAUGCACUGCAAUCACUUGGUGGCGGAGGUAGUAGUGGUGUCGAUUAUAACGCAAUGACUGAAGACGAACAAAUCGCACUUGCUAUUCAAAUGUCCAUGUCGGAAUCAACAGAUCAGUCUGCGGAGACGAAGACAGAAACUCCAACUGCAAUGGAAAGCGAGCCUGCCACCACGUCAGCUCAACCGAUGGAAGAAGAUCAAGACUACAGCGCUGUGAUGAACGAUCCAGCCUUCUUACAACACCUCGUUGGCAACCUUCCUGGAGUCGAUCCCAAUAGCGAAGCCGUUCAAAACGCCCUGCAAGAAUUAACAAGCGGGCAAGAUGGUAGCGAAAGUAGCGAGAAAGAGAAGAAGGAGGAAGAAAAGAAAUAGAGAGUUUUUUCCACGGGAUUGUUGUUUAGAAUUGUAAUCAAAAUAUUCUUUAACUUUCAAAA